Messenger RNA from Fomitopsis serialis, 309 nucleotides. RefSeq lists its product as uncharacterized. The annotation marks the transcript as partial. The transcript has a single exon. The record is from RefSeq and is a predicted model, not a curated record. NCBI's taxonomy places the organism in Eukaryota, Fungi, Basidiomycota, Agaricomycetes, Polyporales, Fomitopsidaceae.
GAUGCAGCAGUGAUGGCUUUUGAAAAAGCACAGAAGAUACUCCCUGCAGGGCAUAAGGAAAGAGCUACAACUCUUAGGUCCUUUGCCUCAGCUGUACAGCAUAGGUUCCAUCAGACAGGUAAUGAUGCUGAUAUGGAGAAAACCAUUCAGCUGUUGACCAGAGCAGUAGAAUUGACACCAUCUGGUGAUUCUGAGAGAUAUAAGUGUGUCCAUAUGCUAGCACAUGCUCAUCACAACUACUAUGAACACAAUGGAGAUUUACUCAAUAUUGAGCAAAGUAUCACCUACUUUCAGGAGAGUGUUGAACUU